This is a messenger RNA of Laetiporus sulphureus 93-53, 1559 nucleotides long. RefSeq lists its product as uncharacterized. Gene Ontology annotation, molecular function: mRNA binding; RNA 7-methylguanosine cap binding. The coding region runs from base 431 to 1204 and encodes 257 amino acids. Lineage: Eukaryota; Fungi; Basidiomycota; Agaricomycetes; Polyporales; Laetiporaceae. The transcript is spliced from 3 exons. The record is from RefSeq and is a predicted model, not a curated record.
GGUCCGAAAUCGGCAUGUACAUGCGAAUCCCUCGGGUGAGUAAGGCAGAAUUUACAAGGCUUGCUUUAUUCGACAUACUGCAGAGUCCCAACGCUUGCGACAUGCUUAGAGGAAAUGUAUGGAAUUUCUGUCCAUUUGUAAGUGGAUGGUGGCGUGGGAAGUUCGUCGGGUUGCGCAAGUGACGGUGCACUCGGUCGUCGGCGGUCGCCUUGCCAGUGUUCUGCUUUCUCCCCUCAACCGUCUCGUGGCUAUCUCACUUUUGUACAACACCAUUCGUUCCCCCCGCAAAACCUCCCGGUCCCGCAUUACAUAUACGUUCAUCGUUUAAACUUUCGCCGCCUCCCCACAAAGCCGCCAGCUAACGCCCGCCACCUCACAAUACAUCGCUCGACCCGCUCGCAACCGCUAACUUGCCUUCCAUUUUGUCGCCAUGGCGUCCUCGCUGUCUCAGCUGUCCGCUUGCGUUACGCGUAUCCUGUCUCUGACGGGUUUCCCGAAGGAACUCAAAACCAAGGACAUUCAAGCCGCCUUUUCUGAAUGGGAGAAUGUAAAUGGCGGGUUCAAGAUCAAGUGGAUUGACGAUACGAGCCUGUUGAUCGUUUUCAAUGAUGCUACUGCCGCCAAACGUGCUUAUCUUCACACUCUCGCUUUCCCGCCCGCCAUCUUUGCCAACCCUAAUUCUACGCAAACUGCUACGAUCAAACCGUAUGACGGACCCGAUGCACAGGCUGUCAUCCAGAACGUCAAUUCCCGCCAGCACACUACCGGACGAGGCCAUAAUGUCCGCAACUCUGUGUCGCACGGACGCGGUCUCUCCAUGAGCAACGCUCACCGAGGAGCUCCCGCUAACGCUGCUCACACUGCCGCCGGAAACGGUAACGGUAGCGGCAAUGGCUCCCCUCGAGACCGAGACCGUGAGCCGUCACCGACCCUGCCCAAUCUCCCAUCUCAGCCGACUCUCAACUCGCUCAUCUCCUCAUCGCUAGGCGGAGGUGUGGCCGUCGAUCCGACUGCUGUAGACCCUGCCAUCGUGGCGGCGCUGCCGGACCAUGGCGCGCCACGGAUCGGCGAUCCCGGUAAACGCAUGCUGGGCGCUGCGCUCGGCGUCAGGCAUCCGGGGCUUGGGCCACGCGCUGUGAAUGGCGCGUCGACAGGCGGCGUGGAAGUACAGAGGGCUAUGGCUGGCCUGGUCAUUGCCGAGUGAAGGCAUUUUUCCCUGUGGGCUCGGUGGUCACCCGGGGCUGUCGUGGUAGGGUGCUGCCGACGAAAAAGGCCUCCUACUGUGCGGCGGCUUUGCAGUUGCCUCCCUGUCAGAGUCCGGGUACCCGUGCUGCUAUGAUUGGUUUGCAUCUGGUUGGGGAUCCGGCGGUGUUGCUACUUCCUCUCGUUUACGUGUUAUGCCGCCAUCCACCUACACCGUCCGAGUAAUAAUACUACGGAUAUGCUCUUUGAGUACGGCUAGCGUUGAUCACAGUCUCGUUACCGUAGGCACAGUGGCGCUUGUGGGCCAGGUUCUGUACAUAGUAUUGUAUCUUGCCAUCUAUGGCAUUUUUUUUUCC